Messenger RNA from Annulohypoxylon truncatum, 3044 nucleotides. RefSeq names its product Rad4-domain-containing protein. The transcript has 3 exons. Gene Ontology annotation, cellular component: cytoplasm; nucleus; nucleotide-excision repair factor 2 complex. Gene Ontology annotation, biological process: nucleotide-excision repair; mismatch repair. The record is from RefSeq and is a predicted model, not a curated record. NCBI's taxonomy places the organism in Eukaryota, Fungi, Ascomycota, Sordariomycetes, Xylariales, Hypoxylaceae. Gene Ontology annotation, molecular function: single-stranded DNA binding; damaged DNA binding. Bases 174 to 2630 code for a protein of 818 amino acids.
GAAGCAUCAAGUUAAUCAUCGGCAACUGCCCACCUGUUCAAAGUGAGUGCAGUAGCAUCAUGCACUUCCCAACUUUAUAUUGGUUGGCGACAUGACUCAAUGUCAAAAUCCAAGCCCGUAUUCUUCUCUUUUCAUUAGUUACCCACCCACCUAUCUGAUAUAAAUCCAUCGUCAUGGCCGGGAGAAAGCGUACUGCGUCUAGGGCGAAUGCGACGAAUGCGACACCUCGAUCCUCCCGAUCGAUGAGGUCUAAUACAAAAAAGUCCGAUGUUCCAGAUAUCUACAAUCAAAUGCUUGCCGAUGCCGAUGUCCAGGCUCACGCGACACCCUCCGAACGACCAUUGAAAAGGCGAAAGCCUGGUCGAAGAAAUGAACAAUCGCCCAAGAAACCCGACCCGCCCAAAGUGAUACCGAAGCCUGAGGAUGCGGAUGACGAAGAUGACGCACAAUUUGAGGAUGUACCACUCCCCGCUGCCACCGUGCAGACAGUCUUUAGAGAUUCCGAUGAGGAAGAAGAAGACGAUGAAAUCCAAUUUGAGAACGUCGAUUUUUCAAUUCCUCCCUCAAACUUAGAUACUACUGAGGACGGCGAUAAAGACCUCGAGCUUAAUUUCUCGUCGCGGAUGGCCGCAAGCCCUCGAAAGUCUGUGGAUCGGCGAAAGCCAAUUAGCAAGGAGGAAAGGAGUCGUCGGGUUGAAGUACACAAGAUGCAUCUUCUAUGCCUAUUAGCUCACGUCGCCCGUAGGAACCAAUGGUGCAACGAUGAUACCGUUCAGAAGACCUUGCGAAAACUCCUGACCGAUAAAAUGGUCACCUAUCUCAACCCUAGCGCUAAACUUAGUCAAUUCGGACAGGCCAAUUCUCUCAAGGAAGGACUAAACCGGGUAGGAACCAUGUUCAAGACCAAAUACCAGGUUACCGAGCGCGGAAUUCGAAGAGCACUUUGGGCCGAGAAUGAGGAACAUCUUCAAAAUUAUAAGCUUCCAGAUGAUGCAGAAACGCCUAUGGAUAAGGACGAUUUUCGCGAAGCUGCGAAGUCCCUUUGUGGCUCACGAGAUGUUGGCGCUCAAUUAUAUUGUGCGCUGCUUCGAAGCGCUGGCGUUGAAGCCAGGCUCGUAUGCUCUCUUCAACCUCUUGCUUUCACUUCUGGAGGGCCCCCUUUGGGGAAGCCACCUAAGGGGAAAGGGAAAUUAUCCCUUGUAGAACGAUAUGCUCAGCAAUCGAAGAAAGAGAGUGUCCCUGACUCGCCUGCAGAGAGCAGUAGUAGCUCUUCAGUACUCAGGCGCCUGGGACACCCGAAAGCUGCGGCUUUUCAUUUCCCUACGAUACCGACAACUCCUUCGACGCGGGAAGCUCCACCGGUCCCUAAGAAGAUCCGAGAAUCUCCCUACCCUAUUUACUGGGUUGAGAUUCUCGACGAAGCCCACCAGAAAUGGCAACCGGCCGACCCGUUAGUGACUAACUCGUUUUGGAAACCUCAAAAUAUGGAGCCACCGGCUUCUGAUAGAGAGAAUCAUAUGGCUUACGUUGUUGCCUUUGAAGAUGACGGCGCAGUAAAAGAUGUUACACGUCGUUAUGCGAAAGCGUACAAUGCGAAAACGAGAAAGAUGCGGAUCGAAAGCGCGGAGGCUACCGGUGAAAAGUGGUGGCAGAAAACUCUUCGAACAUUCUCUCGCGGUUUCCCUACGGACUUAGAUCAGAUCGAGGAUACCGAGUUGGCAGAUAGACAACUACGAGAACCGAUGCCUCGUAAUAUUGCCGAUUUUAAAGACCACCCGAUAUAUGUCCUCAAGCGACAUCUUAGACGGAAUGAGGUUCUUGUGCCGAAUGCUUCAGCUUCAGGAACAGUAGGUGCCGGUAGUACUGGCCCUCUAGAGAAGGUUUAUAGGCGUAAGGACUUACGGAUCGCUCAUAGCAGAGAGAAGUGGUAUCGCAUGGGUCGAGAGGUUCUUCCAAAUGAGAUACCUGCUAAGUUUCUCCCUAAACGGAAAAAAACGAAGGCAGACUUGUUCGACGACGAAGGGGAAGACGACCCCAGUGAACCAAAUGGGGUACCAACUUACACAUUUGAUCAAACUAAACAGUUCAAACACCCGCCUGUCGUAAACGGCCGAGUGCCAAAAAACCGGUUCAAGAACAUCGACCUCUACGUGCCGAGUAUGGUGCCCGAAGGCGGUGCAUAUGUGGCCGAUGAGCUGGGCGCUCGGGCCGCAUUCAUAUUGGGGGUCGAUUACGCCCCUGCGCUUACCGGCUUCCAGUUUAAGGGGAAGCAGGGCACCGCAGUAUUACAUGGAGUAGUCGUCGCCGCGGAAUAUGAGGAGGCUGUACGCGCUGUGAUUACCGGUCUUAGGGAUCAGGCAGCCGAAUUAGAGAAGGAUCGACGGACUCAGGUCGUCCUCAAGGCUUGGAGACUAUUUUUGAUGAGCCUCCGAGUCCGUCAACGAAUCUUCGCGGACGUUGACUCCGAAGAUGAGGAUGGCAAUCAAGAUAUGGCCUCAGGCAGAGACAAAGGCAAAGAAAUAGCUCAUGAGCACGCCUCGGAUGAUGAAGCGAAGCAAAGUAACGACAGUGAUGAAGGUGGCGGCUUCAUGGUAGACGACGAAUAUGCAGGGGGGUUUAUGCUCGACUGAACAUGUUAAGGACUGUAGCUUCAAGAUACCCAGGUUAUGAUUUACCCUCUGCAAUUGAUACAUAUUGCUUCAAAAUUGAAGGGGGAAUAUGAUUCAGAUUUUAAGAGUGAAUCUUAACACCUAUAAUGGUAAGUAAUCGGCGGUAAAUGAUUGUGCCACACGCUUCGUGACACACAGCCGACCUUAGUUUUUCGCCAUCAGGAAGAGGCAAUGCUAGGAAACCAUUGGCGUAUAUUGAUGUACCUAGUUUUACGAGGUGUAACGUCUGUUGCAAAUAUUGUAGUAAUCGACACGUUUAUUUACGUACGCUUCUAACUGCUGCCUUUUGCGACUCUGCAGAUCAUCUAUCUACCUAGGUCGCAUAUUAUAAUUAUGGAGGCAGAUAUCGAAGUGAAUUGUAUUCGUGCAUGUUUA